Messenger RNA from Sciurus carolinensis (gray squirrel), 273 nucleotides. RefSeq names its product BANF family member 2 (gene Banf2). Gene Ontology annotation, molecular function: DNA binding. The transcript has 2 exons. The record is from RefSeq and is a predicted model, not a curated record. Lineage: Eukaryota; Metazoa; Chordata; Mammalia; Rodentia; Sciuridae. Bases 1 to 273 code for a protein of 90 amino acids.
AUGGAUCACAUGUCUCCCAGGCUGAGAGCCUUCCUCUCCGAACCCAUUGGAGAAAAGGAUGUUGGCUGGGUGGAUGGGGUCAGCCGUGAGCUUGCCAUCAAUUUGGUUACCAAAGGGUUCACCAAGGCCUACAUCCUGUUGGGACAGUUCCUUCUGAUGCACAAAAACGAGGCUGAGUUUCAGAAGUGGAUCAUUUGCUGUUGUGGUGCCACUGAGUGUGAGGCCCAGGAGAGCUCUAACUGUCUGAAGGAAUGGUGUGCCAGCUUCCUGUAG